Messenger RNA from Lathyrus sativus (Indian pea), 576 nucleotides. NCBI's taxonomy places the organism in Eukaryota, Viridiplantae, Streptophyta, Magnoliopsida, Fabales, Fabaceae. The record is from the annotation of a GenBank genome assembly.
AUGAAUCCAUUUCACUCCUCGGAGGCAUGCGACUGUUGCGGCGUCACCCCAACCACCCCUCUCUUCCUCCACACAAUCAGCUACAGAGCCAUCAACCGUCGCUUCUGCACCAACUGCGUCCUCAAGCAACAACAAGGCACUUUCUGCCCUAUCUGCUUCGAACUCUUCAACGAUUCCUUUAUCCCUAACCUUCACCUCAUGUGUAUCCGUUGCCCCUCAAUCGCUCACCGAUCUUGUGUUCUUCCUUCGUCAACGCCUGAUUUCGCUUUCCUCUGCCCGCCUUGCGCCGAUCCGAAUUUCUUUUACUUCAAGAUUGAUAGGAGAGGUAUUGAUUUUCAUGCCAAUAAGGUGCUCGCUGCUGCUGCUCAGAUUUCUGCUAAUACUUUGACCAGAGCGGCGGUUGCGAUUCGGUUGGAUGCUGAGAGGCGAGCUAUGGUUGCGGUGGGGGCUAGGAAGAAAGCUAUAGAGGCGCUGGAACUCUUCGCGGAUGUGGCUUCUAAGGAGCAAGAAGAAGCUUCUUCGGAGCAGGAGGACGAUUCUGGUACGGAGAAUUCUGACUCAGAAUCAUCAGAUUAG